Messenger RNA from Miniopterus natalensis, 1833 nucleotides. Lineage: Eukaryota; Metazoa; Chordata; Mammalia; Chiroptera; Miniopteridae. The record is from RefSeq and is a predicted model, not a curated record.
AUGGCAGUGGACAACUCCACCAGCGACCCCCACACCCCGAGCUCGCAGCUGAGCUUGGCUGACAUCGUCGUCAUCGCCGUGUACUUCGCCUUGAAUGUGGCCGUGGGCAUAUGGUCCUCCUGUCGAGCCAGCAGGAACACAGUGAGCGGCUACUUCCUGGCAGGCCGGGACAUGACGUGGUGGCCGAUCGGUGCCUCCCUCUUUGCCAGCAGCGAGGGUUCGGGCCUCUUCAUUGGACUGGCAGGCUCAGGCGCAGCUGGAGGCGUGGCUGUGGCAGGCUUUGAGUGGAAUGCCACAUAUGUGCUGCUGGCUCUGGCGUGGGUUUUUGUGCCUAUCUACAUCUCCUCAGAGAUCGUCACCAUGCCUGAAUACAUUCAGAAGCGCUAUGGAGGCCAGAGGAUACGCAUGUACCUGUCUGUCCUGUCCCUGCUCCUGUCCGUCUUCACCAAGAUAUCGAUCGACCUGUAUGCGGGGGCUCUCUUUGUGCACAUCUGCCUGGGCUGGAACUUCUACUUGUCCACCAUCCUCAUGCUCGCCAUCACAGCGCUGUACACCAUCGCAGGGGGGCUGGCCGCUGUGAUCUACACAGAUGCCCUGCAAACGCUCAUCAUGGUGGUGGGGGCUGUCAUUCUGACUGUCAAAGCUUUCGACCAGAUUGGGGGGUAUGAGCAGCUGGCAGCAGCCUACGCCCGGGCUAUACCAUCUAAGACUGUUGCCAACACCACCUGCCACCUGCCACGCGCAGAUGCCAUGCACAUGUUCAGAGACCCCUACACAGGGGACCUCCCGUGGACCGGGAUGACCUUCGGCCUGACCAUCAUGGCCACCUGGUACUGGUGCACUGACCAGGUCAUCGUGCAGCGGUCGCUGUCUGCCCGGGACCUGAACCACGCCAAAGCAGGCUCCAUCCUGGCCAGCUACCUCAAGAUGCUGCCCAUGGGCCUGAUCGUGAUGCCAGGCAUGAUCAGCCGCGCACUGUUCCCAGGUAGGGCAGUUGUCAGUGAACGGCAUAAAGUGAGGCUCUCUCACACAGAUGACGUGGGCUGCGUGACGCCGGCCGAGUGCCUGCGGGCCUGCGGGGCCGAGAUUGGCUGCUCCAACAUUGCCUACCCCAAGCUGGUCAUGGAACUGAUGCCCAUCGGUCUGCGGGGCCUGAUGGUCGCAGUGAUGAUGGCUGCUCUCAUGUCCUCGCUGACCUCCAUCUUCAACAGCAGCAGCACCCUCUUCACCAUGGACGUCUGGAGGCGGCUGCGGCCUCGUGUUAGCGAGCGGGAGCUGCUGCUGGUGGGACGGCUGGUCAUCGUCGUGCUCAUCGGUGUGAGCGUGGCCUGGAUCCCUGUCCUGCAGGGCUCCAACAGUGGGCAGCUCUUCAUCUACAUGCAGUCAGUGACCAGCUCCCUGGCGCCCCCGGUGACUGCCGUCUUCGUCCUGGGCAUCUUCUGGCGGCGUGCCAACGAGCAGGGGGCCUUCUGGGGCCUGAUGGUGGGGCUGGCGGUGGGCGCCACAAGGCUGGUCCUGGAAUUCCUCUACCCGGCCCUGCCCUGCGGGGCCGUGGACACUCGGCCUGCCAUCCUGGGCAGCAUCCACUACCUGCACUUCGCCGUUGCCCUCUUUGCACUCAGCGGAGCUGUGGUGGUGGCCGGAAGCCUGCUGACGCCCCCGCCCCCCGCGGCUCAGAUCCACAACCUUACCUGGUGGACUCUAGCAAAGGACCUGCCCCCAGGAACCAAAACAGGUGACACCCAGAAACACGCUUUCUGGGCCCGUGUCUGUGGCAUCAAUGCCAUCCUUCUCAUGUGUGUCAACGUCUUUUUCUAUGCCUACUUCGCCUAA